Messenger RNA from Sitodiplosis mosellana (orange wheat blossom midge), 818 nucleotides. RefSeq names its product ribonuclease H1-like. Gene Ontology annotation, biological process: DNA replication, removal of RNA primer. The transcript is spliced from 2 exons. Gene Ontology annotation, molecular function: RNA-DNA hybrid ribonuclease activity; nucleic acid binding. Lineage: Eukaryota; Metazoa; Arthropoda; Insecta; Diptera; Cecidomyiidae. The coding region runs from base 169 to 684 and encodes 171 amino acids. The record is from RefSeq and is a predicted model, not a curated record.
AGUUGGUUUUUUUCUUUCAAAUUGAAUAGUUUGCACCAGCAAUCGUUCAAAAGUGAGAACGCUUCUAGCGUUUGAUUCAUUUAGAAGUGUAAAGACAGCGAAAGUAUCAACACAUUCAGAUUUUGAUUUCUUCCAAGUUCAAGUGAAUUUGUUGUGAAGCUACGAAAAAUGGGAGACUGGUAUUGGGAAGACGAAGGAUUUAUCGUUGACAACGAUGGUUACGUCAACGUUUGGGUGGAUGGAUCUUGCUUGCGAAAUGGCCAACCUGGUGCUCGUGCUGGUUACGGUGUUGUCUACGAUUACGAUCAUUAUAUGAAUGUGAGCGCACCGGUAAAGGGUCGAGCAACGAACAAUGCCGGCGAAAUUCAAGCGGCAACACGUGCUAUCCGAGACUGUGGUCGUACUGGCAUUGAAAAAUUGCGCAUCAACACGGAUUCAGAUUUUUUGCGUGCAUCUGUUUGUGAUCGAUUACCGCGUUGGGAACGAAACGGUUUUCGUAAAGUGAACGGCGAUCCGCUGGCAAAUCAACGCGAUUUUAUGGAAUUAAGCCGAGCAUUGGAAUACAAUUCACACAUGGACAUCGAAUUUUAUCAUGUUCCAGCACAUGCAGGUGAUGAAUACAACGAAGAAGCUGACCGUUUGGCCAAGGAAGGAGCAAUGCAAUACCGGCCACGUUACAAUUAAAAUAUCGAUAAAACAAAUGACAGUUAAAUUCAUGAAAAAAAAAUAAGCAAAAAACAUAAAACUUCCCUAUGUUGCAUUUGCAUGAAUGAUGUCAUCCGGUUGAAUUAAUGACAAUAAAGCAAAACAAUACAAAA